Molecule: messenger RNA, 5811 nt
Organism: Equus caballus (horse)
Lineage: Eukaryota; Metazoa; Chordata; Mammalia; Perissodactyla; Equidae
Source: RefSeq, a predicted model, not a curated record
AAAUAGGAAGGGACUUGGUAGGACAAUUUUGCUGAAAGCCUGACUAAGGAAAGCUGCAUUUGUAUAGCAGGCAGUUUGGGGUUGGGCAGGCAAAACACCUCCAGUUAACCCCAAGAUCGACCACAGGUAGCAUUUACUGAGCAUGUUACUAGGCCAAGUACUUUGCAUGGAUUGACUCACCUAAUCACAACCCUUAGGUAGGUACUGCCCUCAUUAUACAGAAGAGAGAACCAAGGCACGGAGAAACAACGUAAUUAUGUGGGCCACCAGCACAGCAUGGCUGCUAACAGAGUGGUGUAGGUCCACACCCAGGAGCAGAACCCAGGUCACCGAAGUUCCUGAACUUAACCACUAAGCCACCGAGGCUGGCCCCACUGAUCCUUUCUAAGAAAGAAGAAGAGACUUAAGCAAAGUCACAGGCAUGUUCAAGGCAGCAGGGACUCCACCUGGUUCUGGCUCUGGGCCAGGGCUCCCCCUCAGCAUGUAUGCAGCUGCUCCUCAGUUUGGCUGGGAAAAACCGGCCAGAGCCCUUGGCCUUUGGAGUAGAUGUUGCAGUCUCCUCAGUUGCUUCAAAAGAAUACAGCUAAGCUCUCUACCAGACAAAGCCCUUUUGACACAAGCAGUGAAUUGUCCAUUCAUUUAUUCAUCCAACCAUUAAAUAAAUGUAUUGAGCUCCUGCUAUGUUCUGGGCUCCAUUUAUGGCUUAGCUAGAAAUCACCAGGGCCUGAUCACAGGGGAGAGAACUCAUGGAUGCAUAGCAUUGGAGUAUAGAUAGACAACCCCUAAGGGGCUGUCUAUACUUGCUGUCUCCACUCCCCACCGCUCCACUGAAGCCACUUUUGCCAAGUCCACCAGUGACCUCUUAACUUGCCAAAUAUAGUGGUUACUUCUCUGUUCAUUCUGUCUGUCUCUCAGCAGAGGGCACACCUCCCUGGCUCCAGCCAUGGGAGCCAUGCUCACCAAUUUUUGGGACUCCUCCUUCUCUAACCAGCUCAGCCUUGGACUUUCUCUUUUCUGUCUAUACUGUUUCCUGAGGUGAUCUCAUCCAGUCUCAUGGCUUUAAAUACCAUCUAUAUGCUGAUGACUCACAAAUGUAUAUUUCCAGCCCAGCCCUCCCCUCUGAGCUCCAGACUCCUCUACCCAACUUCCUGCUUCAUGUCUCCGUAUCUCCAAAAACAUCUUAAACUCAAUGGAUCCCAAAUGAAGCUCUCAAUUCUCCUACACCGAACCUGCUCCUCCUUUCUGUCACAGUAAGUGGUCUCACAGAGCCUCCAGAUGCUCUGCUCAACACAAAAACCUAGGAAUCCUCUCUAGACCCCUCCCUAUCUCUCUCCUGACAAACUCAUAAUCAAGGCCUGUUGGCUCAAUUUCCACGUAAAUCUCAGCUCCAUCCAUUUCCCUCCCCCUCUGGUGCUGCCCCUUCGUUCAAGCCAACCCCAUGUCUCGCCUGGUUUAUUGCAACACCCUGUGGACUGGUUGAUCUCUCUCUAUUCACUCUUCCUUCAGCAAGAACAAACCAGAACACGCGGAUCCACUACUUAAAACCCUCCAAUGGCUUCCUGUGGCUCCUGUGUGAAUUCUGAACUCACCCUGAUCUGCAAGGCUUUUGCCCAGCCCUGUUCACCUACCCACCUUGGUUCUUCCCACACUCUCCCUUCUUCAGCACACUCCAGCCUUUGCACACACCUCUGUCUAGGCCACUCUUGUCCCCACAACUGACCUGCCUAACUCCUUCCCAUCUUCCAGGUCUUAGUGGAGACCACACUUCCCCUGGGACAUGAACCUGAGCUCUCACAACCUUCUGACCAUGCCCUGUCACGGCACCAAUCUCACUACACUGGUCUGUCUCCCCUACAAGGCUGUGAAGCCAGAGAUCGUUGAUCUUAGUCAUAGUUGUAUCACCACGGUAUAUAGUAGAGGUUCAAUAAAUAUUUAUUGAUUUAAUGAAUGGCCUUUCCACCUCUGGACACACCAGGCCUCAUCACUGUCUGCAUUUUCCCCUGCAGUUGGCUCAGGCUCCAGACUCACCCUCGCCUUCCAGCAAGGCUUUCUGGCGGCAUAUUGCUGGGUCUGAGCUAAGCCCCAUGAGAAGACAGCAGUGGAGGAAGCAAGACUCUGUGGCUCUUUGCCUAGCCUGCCCCAUUCCCCUCACUGCAGACCCAGGUCUGCCUCUCGCCAAACACACCAGCUCUGGUCCUGGAUGGCAUCCCCCUUAGUCCUGCCUCCUUUCUUCUUCUGGAGAACACUGAAGGAAACCUAAUGGUUGCCUUUACUUAAAAAAGAUAUUAUUUUAAUAUAUUCUUUUGAGUAGGUAACAUAUGCACAUGGUACAAAAUUCAAAACGCACAGAAGGAUGAAUGUUGAGAAAUAAGUCUUUCCUAUUCCUGCCCUCCUCUGCCUCACAGCAACCCCGUCAGAGGUCACCAUAGUUACCCCUUUCUUGUGCAGUCUUCCAGAAAUAAUUUAUAUUAGCACAAAUAAACAAACAUAUAUAAGCUCUUUUUUUUCCACUCAAAUGGAAGCAUUCCAUACAUGCCGCUCUGUACCUUUUUUGAGUUAACACGAGGUUGUGAAGAUGAUUCUGUGUAAGUCCAUAAAAAGCCUUUUUCUUUGUCAUGGCUGCAUACUAUUUCAUUGGAUGAAAUUGUGUCAUAACUGAUUGGACUGGUCCCCUACUCUUGGACAUUAAGGUUGUUUCCAAUCUUUUGAUAUUGUAAACAUGCUGCAGUUAAUAACCUUGAACUUCUAUUAUUUCACUCAUGGGCCAGCAUAUCUAUAGAAUAAAAUCCUAGAAGUGGAAUUUCUGGGUCAAAAAGUCUAUGUAUUUGUCAUCUUGGUAUCCACCAUCAGAGUGGCUUCCACAGAAGUGAUGCCCACUUACCCACAGCCUUGCCAAUAUUGUGUUAACAGAUGCUUUGAAUUUUACCAUUUGAUAGGUGACAAGUGGUAUCUCAGUGUAAUUUGACUUUGCAUUUCUCUUUUUAAAAAAAUCAUAGUAAAAUCCACAUAUCAAUAUUUAUAUCCUAGCCAUUUUCAAAUAGAGUUCAGUACUGUUAAGUAUAUUCACAUUGUUGUGCAACUGCAUUUCUCUCUUUUAAAUCACAAUAUUUAGUCUUGCCAGCUUAGUGCCAGGUCCAGCUUGGGGCAGACUGCUCCCUGGUGGUGGGGAGACAGUAAUGUAAACAGGCAAGACCAGCGUUACCAGAGCUGGGUCUGAGAUAGCACUGGAAGCUGGGGAGUUGGGGGAGAUGCUCCAGGAAGGUUCCAUGGAAGAGGUGACCCAGGAUGACCCCUGAAGCAAGGGAAGGUCUUCCAGGCAGAGGAACUUGUGUGAGCAAAAGUCCAGAGGCCUGAGAGAUUCAGGUGUUUUCUAGGAACAGCAAGAAACGUUCCUGAGAGCCAGCGUGAGGAGUGGGGGUGACGAGAUCAAAGAAGUCAUGGUCUUGGACUGAAGGGCCUUGAAGGCCACUGUUAGGACUUUGUCUUUGGAGAAUGGCAAGUUUGGGGCAAAGGAGGGCAAAGAUCAAAGGUUGGAAUUAAACUCACAGGCAAGUGGCAGGGUUCAGGUAAGAAAUGGCAGACUGAUGAGGAAUGACUGUGAAACAUUCAGAACGAAGCCCCUCCGCAUCUGAGGGACGGAACAGAAGAUGGUAGGGGGUGGUGUGAGGGUGGAUUCCCAAAGGAGAUGCCUUCCCUGGGAAGGGGACAGUGGUCCUUGGGGGCUGGCUUGGGUUACAAGGCGAGACGCCUGAACAGCCAAAGGGCGGAGACGUGGGGGAAGCCACAGCCUGGGACCUCAGACUGUGAGAUUUCCCAGCCGGCCGCCGGGACCCGGAGAUCCCAGGCCAGAGAUCGCAGGCGGAUCAGACCCCCUUUCCCGCCCGCCUCUGGGCGGCUGCGGAUCUCUAAGCCCCGCCCCGCAGGCCUCGCCCCUACGGGUAAGGGAAGGGAAGGGCCGGACGCCCUCCCUCCUCCGCUCGUUCUCUGCGGGGGAGGGGCGUGAGGAAGCGCAGGGGGCGGGGAAGGAUGAGCCGGCGUCGCCCUGGCAACUAGGCCGGUGGUCCGCCCUGGAGGGAAGGAAGGAGAAAGCGAGAGAGGGAGGCACUGUGGGCCCUGCGCGGGAGCCUGGGUCUCCAGGGAGGAGUUGGGGAACACCGGGCAAUUCUCACUGUUGGUUCCCGGUGGCGCAGGGAGCCCGUGUGUUUGCGAGUGACUCCGCGCUCUUCUCGCUGGCCGCCCUCGGAAUCGCCGGCCGCCGCCACCCAGGCUGCACCCCCCGUCCCCCCAGUACUUGGGCACCUGUUGGAGGCACAGAGCCAGGGGUGCUGCAUGAGGGGCCGCAGGGGCGACCGUAUGACCAUCAACAUCCAAGAGCACAUGGCCAUCAACGUGUGCCCUGGGCCCAUCCGGCCCAUCCGCCAGAUCUCUGACUACUUCCCCCGCCGGGGACCAGGACCCGAAGGGGGUGGCAAGGGCUCCGGGGAGGCCCCUGCUCACCUGGCCCCCCUGGCCCUGGCCCCCCCUGCAGCCCUCCUUGGGGCCACCACGCCCGAGGAUGGUGCUGAGGUGGACAGCUAUGACUCGGAUGAUACCACCGCCCUGGGCACGCUGGAGUUUGACCUUCUCUACGACCAGGCCUCCUGCACUCUGCACUGUAGUAUCCUCAGGGCCAAGGGUCUGAAGCCCAUGGAUUUCAAUGGCCUGGCCGACCCCUAUGUCAAGCUGCAUCUGCUGCCUGGAGCCUGCAAGGCCAAUAAGCUAAAAACUAAGACUCAGAGGAACACGCUGAAUCCUGUGUGGAACGAGGACCUGACGUACAGUGGAAUCACAGAUGAUGACAUCACUCACAAGGUGCUCAGGAUCUCUGUCUGUGAUGAAGACAAGCUGAGUCACAAUGAGUUCAUCGGGGAGAUCCGUGUACCCCUCCGCCGCCUCAAGCCUUCACAGAAGAAGCAUUUUAACAUCUGCCUUGAGCGCCAGGUCCCGCUGGCUUCACCCUCUUCAAUGUCGGCAGCGCUGAGGGGGAUCUCCUGUUACCUGAGGGAGCUGGAGCAGGCAGAGCAGGGGCCGGGGCUACUGGAAGAGCGCGGGCGCAUCCUGCUGAGCCUCAGCUAUAGCUCUCAGCGCCAGGGGUUGCUGGUAGGCAUUGUGCGCUGUGCCCACCUGGCUGCCAUGGAUGUCAAUGGCUACUCGGACCCCUAUGUCAAGACGUACCUGAGACCAGAUGUGGAUAAGAAAUCCAAGCACAAAACAUGUGUGAAGAAGAAGACUCUAAAUCCGGAAUUUAAUGAGGAGUUUUUCUACGAGAUGGAGCUCUCCGCUCUGGCUACCAAGACUCUGGAAGUCACAGUCUGGGACUAUGACAUUGGCAAAUCCAACGACUUCAUCGGUGAGGGAGGAGCCCAGUUGGGUGGGGCUGAUGGAGGGCAGACUGGCAGUGAGAUGGGCUCUGACUUUGCCUGCCCCUACCUACUCCCCAGGUGGCGUGUCCCUGGGGCCAGGCACCCGGGGAGAGGCCCAGAAGCACUGGAGCGAGUGUCUGCAGCAGCCGGAUACAGCCCUGGAGCGCUGGCACACCUUAACCAGUGAGCUGCCCGCAGCGGCCGGGGCUCUGCCUUCAGCCUGUGUGAGACAGUAGCUGCCCAGCACAGGCCCCUCAGGGCUGGGUCCAAUACCCAACCUUCGCACGGGUGUGUUGCACGUUUACACGGGGUGGAUGCCCCACCCCGCACUACCUGUCUUAUUUCGUGAGACUCUCCGUGACCAUGGGUCAGUCUGUCUUGUGAGGGACUGUGGAGAUCUAUAUUCACA